UUAUUGUUUUUAUUAUCAACAGUUCACACAACAGCCUUUCCUCUCCUCCUCCCCCAUCAUCAUCAUCUUCGUCGUCGUCCUCCUCUUCUUCUUCUUCUUCAUCAUCCUUCUUCUUCUUCUUCUUUCUUCUGUUCUUGCUCAACUUAAGACGCGAGAGAAGUUAAUUAUGCUUCUUGAUCUCUCUCUAUCUCUGUCUCUGCUAAAUCCUGAAGCUCUUUAAUGGAUGGAGAAAUGGGUUCUCUUCAAACCCUGACUUUGACUCUCCUUCAUCAUCGUCCUCUUCAUUUUCCCUCAGCUUAAGCUUCUUUUGUUCUUCCGUGUCUUUUUUUUUUUUAUAUAUAUACUUUGAAACCCUAGAUGUUAGAGCCAUGGACAUGACCCCGACCAACACAUCCACCAACACCGCGAGCACCAAGUCCCCGGAGCCCGAGACCGAGACUCCUACCCGGAUCCAGCCCCCCAAGCCCCUCUCCUUCACCAACGGCGUCCUCAAGCGCCACUCCCCCCACCGCCUCUGCGCCCCCGCGGGCUCCGUCGCCUACAAGGAAUGCCUCAAGAACCACGCCGCCAGCCUGGGCGGCCACGCUCUCGACGGCUGCGGCGAGUUCAUGCCCUCCCCGACCGCCAACCCCUCCGACCCCACCUCCCUCAAGUGCGCGGCCUGCGGCUGCCACCGCAACUUCCACCGCCGCGAGCCCGACGACCACGCCCUCACCGCCUCCGCCGUCAUCGAGUACCAGCCCCACCACCGCCACCACCCGCCCCCGCCGCCCCCGCCCCCGCACCACCACCACCACCACCAUCAUCCGCCGCGCAGCCCCAACUCUGCCUCCCCGCCGCCGAUCUCGUCCACCUACUAUCCGUCCGCGCCGCACAUGCUCCUCGCGCUCUCCACCGGCAUCUCCGCCGGGCCCGAGAACGCCGCGGCUCCCCAGGGGGGCCCCCCGCCGUCCUCCACGGCCGCGAUGGUGAGCCCGAGCAGCCACCACCCGGGCUCGCGAAAGCGGUUCCGGACGAAAUUCAGCCAGCACCAGAAGGAGAGGAUGUUUGAAUUCGCUGAGCUAGUCGGGUGGAAGAUGCAGAAACGGGACGAGGAGCUGGUCCAGAAGUUCUGCGCCGAGGUCGGCGUCGAUCGGACCGUGUUCAAGGUAUGGAUGCACAACAACAAGAACACCUUCGGCAAGAGGGACGUCAAUGGCGGUGGCAAUAGCAACACCAACAGCCUCAACCUCGGUGACAACCCUACUAUCACUACCACUCAUCAUAACGACAAUGGUCUGAGCGACGACAACAAGAACCACCACCAUCAUGGCAUGAGUAGCAACAACAACGACAACGACAACAGUAACGUCGUAAUUGGCGGAUUCAGCAGCGAGAACCACCCGACGUCGUCGGGUCAUUACAACCACCAUGAAAGUGGAGCUCAUGCAGGCACUAAUGGGUCUUCUUCUUCUUCCUGAAUCUUGAUCCCCUGAACCUGAUCAUAUCUCUUCCUGAUCCUGAUCCUGAUCCUUCCCUUUUCUUUUAGCAAGAUAAUAAGUAUGUUUAGAGAGUUAGAGUAAGAACUUGGGGUUAUUAAUCAGUUGCUUCUUUUGUUUCCUUCUUUUUUUUUUUUU
Molecule: messenger RNA, 1616 nt
Organism: Rhodamnia argentea
Lineage: Eukaryota; Viridiplantae; Streptophyta; Magnoliopsida; Myrtales; Myrtaceae
Product: zinc-finger homeodomain protein 9-like
Exons: 1
Coding region: 369-1460 (363 amino acids)
Biological process (GO): regulation of developmental process; regulation of DNA-templated transcription
Cellular component (GO): nucleus
Molecular function (GO): transcription cis-regulatory region binding; DNA-binding transcription factor activity
Source: RefSeq, a predicted model, not a curated record